Molecule: messenger RNA, 522 nt
Organism: Uranotaenia lowii
Lineage: Eukaryota; Metazoa; Arthropoda; Insecta; Diptera; Culicidae
Exons: 4
Coding region: 1-522 (173 amino acids)
Source: RefSeq, a predicted model, not a curated record
AUGUCUGCGUCCGAUGAAUUAGCCACCAAACUGAGGCAGCAACUGGCAAAAAGAACGAGCAUUGCUAGACCACAAUGUCCUCCACCACCACCACCGAGGCUUCGAGAAGGACCUCCAAUGCUUGCGCCGAUAUUUAAUAGAGCCGUUUCAAAUCCAGAGCCGAAAAUUCAAAAACCAACCGUCGAUCGUUCUACAAGUGUUAAGGAAUUGGCAAAACGUUUCCAAAGUCAGAAUUCGUGCAAUAGUACGUCAUCGACGGUCCGCAGUUGCGAGGCCACCAAGAACUUCGACAACCACUACGACAGUGCUGCUUCAAGUGGCUACGAUAGCCAUAUCUACGAGGAAAUACCGGAAAGAAUGCCAAACACUAACUUCCAGGAGCAUGACUCUUACUGGAGCGAUUCAACUUUUGAUUCCGACACUGAUACAGAAUAUGAGUCAAUUCCAGAAGAAAGUGAAGUGCCCCGUAAACUAACAAACCAGACUUUAACCAAAUCUUUUUUAAAUGAGGGAAAAAGAUAA